ACUGAGCAGACAUUGGUUGGUUGUCUAGGAGAAGAUUGACCAAGGCGGAAACGAACGUUGAGACCACGCAGUUUAAGAUUUCUACACAACGACAUGAUUACAGUCGUAUUCAUUUUGAAGGAAAAAACUAUUUAAUAUUUUCAAGAUUAUCAGUAACGUAUUUUUUUCCCCGUGUGCGCCACAGAGGCCUUGCUGCCGUCCAUUUUCUAUUGGGUAUCGUACAGAGCGUGCACCGUUUUCACAGUAUCCCAUAUUGCGGCUCAUAAGCGUGACGUUUUUGGAUCUGUUCAGGCGCUUUAAAAAGUAGGACAAAAUGAAAAUCUUUAUCGGCAACGUGGAUGACCAGACUAACCAGGAUGAGCUGAGCGCCUUGUUUGAAAAAUACGGACCCGUACUGAGCUGCGCCGUCAUGAAACAAUACGCCUUCGUUCACAUGCGUGGGAAGGACGGCGCUCUGAAAGCUAUAGAAGAGCUAAACGGACUUGAGCUUCACGGCAAGAAGAUGGUGGUAGAGCUAUCCAAACCCAGGCCCCAAAACACUUGGAAGAUAUUCGUGGGCAACGUUAGCUCGGGCUGCGACCUCACUGAACUGCGCAAAAUGUUCGAAGCCUACGGGAGGGUGGUGGAGUGCGACGUGGUGAAAGACUUUGCGUUUGUUCAUAUGGAGAGAGAAAGUGAUGCUAGGGAGGCCAUCAAGGAUCUAAAUGGGAAGAAUAUAAAAGGCAAGAGGAUUAAUGUGGAACUCUCUAAUAAAUGUCAGAAGCCUUCAAGCUCUAAUGGUAGUUCUCAUAGCUCACGAUCACGCAGGCCACAUGAUCUUCAUGAACCACUGACAAAUCAUGUUGAUGUUUAUGACCGCCGGAGAGCCACUGAAGCCGCCUAUGCCUCAUAUGCACUACGGUCACCACAUGAGCGUUAUAUGGACACUGUUCGCUAUAAUUCCUAUGAAAGCCAUCCACGCCCUCCUUCCCCUCUUUACUAUUCACGGGAUAGGAGCCCUAUACGAAGGUCACCCCCCAGAUCAUUGUACUCCGCCGCAGAGGCAUCUGCUAUUCUAACAUCAAAGUACCGCCAGAGUUCUGCAGCAUUGGCCUCUGCCUAUGGUAGUCAGUCUUCACUUUCUUCAGCUUAUGGAACCCAUUCCUCAACGUAUGGGGCAGAUUUAGAUGCGUAUAGACCAAGGGGAUCCACACUGUCGAGUUACGGCACUCACAUAUCCUCUAUGGCGUCGUCCUUGGGCAAUCAGUCCUCAUCCAGUCCUUAUGCUGCACAGUCAUCUUCCCCUUAUGCGUCGUCCGCACUAGUCAACUCAUAUAGGCAGCAGCCAAAUUCUGCCUAUGAGUCCUCAAAAUUUGCUGGCCUUGGUCAACAGUCUGCAUACUCGACUGUGCCCCCAAUGAAGGCAGACCCACCAAUGUACGAGCGCACCCGCCUUUCUCCGCCACGGAGUUCUAUUUCUGACAGGAUUUCUUCCGAUCGGCAUUAUUCUGCACUAUCUGAUUACCGCCAUUUAGCAGAUUCACAGGCUAUCUACCGUCGUUCCCCUCCCAAGUCUCAGGUGGACUAUCGUCGAUCACUGGAUUCCCUUUCCGAUUACACUUUUGGUGAUUACUUAAGACCAGCACCACUUUCAUCUAGCUAUCAGCGCCGUUUGUAAAGAGUGUGAUCAAGUCAGUUGGAAAUGUGGCUUUAGGUUGUUUAAUAUUUUUCUCUAUAAUGCUAGACGGGGAAAGCAGUCUUUUUAUAUAUAUAUAUAUAUAUAUAUAUAUAUAUAUAUAUAUAUAUUCAAAACUAUUUUUGUAGCAUGUUUCCCCCUCCCCACACACACAUUUAUUUUAUAUACAGAUAUUUUGCAAAUCGACCUCCCUGUUUAUAAACAAUAAUUCUGGAUUCUGCAUUGUUCACAAUGAAUAUUUCAGAAGUGACAUGUAAGCUUUAUUCCCAAAUUUUUAAUUUCACCUGACCUGAUGUCAUUGUGACCUCAGCUGAACUCUCCAAGCGCAAUUCCUCUACUGCUAGUGGAAAAAUUUGAGGUGUAGUUAAUCAUUUAAUAAUUACACUGCAGUUAAACAGAGAAUUAUUUUUUAAAAAUUGCCCCAUCUCCUAGAUUAGUUUCACUACUUUGGAAAACCAUAUAAUUAGCUAUGAUAUGCAUAAUCAUCACACAAUAUAUCUGAGGCUUUAAACAAACAGUAUAAGUGUAUCUGACAAGAAAAGUAGGUGUGUGAUGAAUAUCUUUACUUAAGGAGCACUCUAAGCACCUAAACAACCUCAGCUUAAUAAACUAGUUUUGGUGUAUCUCAUGCAUCUGCACUCUCACUGCUUUAUCCUCUGCCAUUUACAGGAACAGUAAAGCUUCCUGAAAAUAAACAUUUAUUCCUAACACUUUAGUUUUUCCCCACACCCCCCUUUGACAUAAACUUUAAUAGGUUUUUUAACUCCCCUUUUUCCAGCACAGAUUCAAUCUCCCUUAGCAUUGCUCAUCUCUCUUCCUCCAACACUAUCAUCGUAUAGGAAUAGCCUGCUUUAGAUUUGGUCCUAUCUAAUGAUUUGGGGAUCAGAUGGGAAGUGCAUGCAACUAAUUUCCCUAUAAGAAUGAAUUAAAUCAAUUUCUUUUUUCCUAUGGAGACUGCAGCCAUGUGAACGUUGUAGGAGACGCCUCUUGUGGCUGUCAGCUGGAAAGCCACUAAAGAAGCAUUUAACACUCCAAUGUAAAUUUUGCAGUUUCUAGAGAAAUAACAACAACAAAAAAAGUUUUACAUUGCAGGGUUUAACUUUAACCUACAGGAACACUAUACCACAGCCACUUAAUUCAGGUGACGUGUGACUUUAGUGGCUGUUUAAGAGUUAAAUCACUUUGGUGCCUGUUUAUGCAGCCCUAACCAUUCCUCGCUUGACUGUUACUCAUCAUUACCUGAAAAAAUGGUUUCAGUUUCAAUCAGAACUUGAAGCACAAUGUUUCAUUGUAGGGUGUUAACAGAGCAGAAGAUAAGAAAUAAUCAGUUAAAUUCACUGUGCAAUAAGAGAAGCGAAAUAGCCUCUAAUUCAGGAAGUAUGUAGGGAGACUGUUAGUCAUAGCUAGGUGAAGUGUGGUUACAGCUGCAUGAAGUGAUUUAACUUCUAAGUGGCAAAGAAAGCAGUGAGACUACAGGGGUGACAUAUAUAUAUAUACACACACACCCCGAAAACUUCUUCCUUAAGUUAAAGUUGUUUUGUUUAGUUUCCCUUUAAUAUGCAGCUUUUGUAUGCAUCUUUAUCUACUUUCAGUUAAAGAUUAAAAGGAGAGUAAAAGUGUAUUUACUUUAUUGCCAAAAGAGGCUUUGAAAUAUUUAAUUUUACUAUUCUGGUUGUUGGCAUUGUGUUUACUGGAAUAAUAAUGCUUCUUAAUGAGAAAAAAAAUUCUUGUCUAUGCACUUAUUUUUAUCAUACCAAAUAAAACUGUUUGCGUUA
Pelobates fuscus (common spadefoot toad) is the source of this 3450-nucleotide messenger RNA. RefSeq names its product RNA-binding protein 14-like. Gene Ontology annotation, molecular function: mRNA binding. NCBI's taxonomy places the organism in Eukaryota, Metazoa, Chordata, Amphibia, Anura, Pelobatidae. Gene Ontology annotation, cellular component: nucleus. The transcript has 4 exons. The coding region runs from base 314 to 1657 and encodes 447 amino acids. The record is from RefSeq and is a predicted model, not a curated record.